This is a messenger RNA of Hyaloscypha bicolor E, 2529 nucleotides long. RefSeq names its product BRCT domain-containing protein. The record is from RefSeq and is a predicted model, not a curated record. Gene Ontology annotation, cellular component: nucleus; Cul8-RING ubiquitin ligase complex. The transcript is spliced from 4 exons. Gene Ontology annotation, biological process: double-strand break repair; DNA double-strand break attachment to nuclear envelope. Bases 1 to 2529 code for a protein of 842 amino acids. Lineage: Eukaryota; Fungi; Ascomycota; Leotiomycetes; Helotiales; Hyaloscyphaceae.
AUGGCGAUUGAACUAGAGAAAUCGCUCUUCGGGCAUUGCAUCUUUGCCUUCGUUCUUAAUAAGGACCUGCCCGAAAGCCAGGCUCAGCUGCUUCAAUCAACGCUAGAGGCGCAUGGCGGAACGGUCAUCCGCUUCGGCGAGGACGUAGAUCUCCGCGUCGUAACGCAUAUCAUUUCACAGACCAGCGACUUCCCAGAAUACAAUCAAGCGCGACUCCAAAUGAUCCCAGUGGUAAAACCGACGUGGGUCAUGCAGUCGAUUCUGAAGCAGAAGGAAGCCAGCAUACGACCGUACACCCCGGAUCCAAAGCUGAUCUUCUCUGAUGUCAACCUGAGCUGUGCUGAUAUCCCUAUUGGCGACAAGGAUGCGAUCAUCGGCGCGGUCCUUGCAAUGGGUGGAAUGGAGAGCAGCAGUUUAAUGAAGGUCACAACACAUAUCUGCGCUCUCACUAUCGACCAUCCAAAGUGCCAGCAAGCAUUGGAAAAGAACCUUAAAUGCAAGAUUGUCCUGCCUCAUUGGUUCGACGACUGUUUGAAACUUGGCAAACGUAUCGAUGAGAAACCAUAUCUGCUCCCGAACCCAGAGAUAUUCCGAGUCAACCCAGAGGCCAACCUCCCGUUCCCGACGAAUGAGGAUAUCAUAGGCGCCUCAUCGCCACAUCCUGUCAACUUGCCGCUGCCAACCGAUUCGCCUGUUCGUCGAUUGACCGUGUUCCGGAAGAGAAAGGUUAUGGUAUCCCAGGACCUUCAGCUUUCGAGUCGAACUAGGAAAGUCAUCGAGGAUCUUAUUGAAGGUGGCGGUGGUUCGAUGACAACCUCGGUCCACAAUGCCGACAUAUAUGUCUGUCACUGGCGAGAGGGUAGAGACUAUGUCUUUGCCUCUCGUGCGGGUAUCGAGGUUGGAAAUUUGUCUUGGCUUUACCAUUUGAUUACCAAUAACGAAUGGACAUCCCCAAUGCGAAGACUUUUGCACUAUCCGCUGCCAAAGGAGGCUAUUUCAGGUUUCCGAGACCUGCGCAUAACCCUGUCAAAUUACGGAGGGGAAGCUCGCACUUAUCUCGAGAACCUGAUCACUGCUGCUGGCGCUGAAUUUACGAAGAGCAUGAAGCCGGACAACACUCACCUUAUCACCGCACGAAAGAAUAGUGAAAAGUGCCAAGCAGCUGAAGAGUGGAAUAUCGAGAUGGUAAAUCACCUCUGGAUCGAGGAAAGCUAUGCGAAGUGUGAGGUGCAAAAGAUCAGCGAUCCUCGAUACACAACUUUCCCUCCACGCACAAAUCUUGGCGAGAUUAUUGGCCAGACGCAAUUUGACCCCAAAGUGCUCCAGACGAAGUAUUUCUCAAGAGAUCCUACCCCGAGUCCCGGUGAUCCAAAACCCCUGAAACGGCCAGUUAUGCACGAGAAAGACCGAAAUGCGAGCUCUCGAAAGUCAAAUGGUGAUGUUGCAAUGGGCGGGCGGGACGCGGAGGCUGAGAAAGUUGUAGAGAAGAAGAAGGCUGGUCGGCGGGCUAGUUCUCGAUCCUCUCUUGGACAAGUCACAACACCUGCGCCAAAUCGUCGAAUCAGUGCUGGCAAGGAGAACGAUACGCCCUCUUCAACUGGCAGUCGGAGUGCAAAAGAGAAAGCAGUCUCUCGGCUUCAUGGUCUGGCUCCUGACAUUGCUCUCUACGAAAAGGAGAAGAAACGCAAGGGGCCCAUCUGGGGAGGAGAGCGAGCUGCGAACAAGGUUGAUAAGGAGAGGUCAGCUGAACGCAGUUCUAGCCCAGCACAGAAGCAUGAAGAGGAAGCAGAAUUCUCCGAUGAAGAAGGUCACAAUCCAAAACGUCAGCGUGUUGGUCCUCCACCUGUCGAAAUGCGUCUUCUCGUUACUGGCUAUAAAGGAUGGCUCGGCAACGCUCUUAAGGAAGACUCUGAUAAGAAAAAGAUGAGAGAGCUCGGCGUCCUGGUUACGCAAGAACCCAAGCUUUGUACCCAUCUCGCAGCCCCGAACUUGGUCAGGACAAAGAAAUUCUUGUGUGCUCUUGCCAGCGGGCCUAUCGUCAUUUCCACAGAUUUUAUCGACACCUGUGCUAAGCAUAAGAAAGGUGAUUUUCCCAAGGCGGGAGACUUCGUCCUCAAGGACGAUGCCAAAGAAAAGGAAUUCGGAGUCAAAUUGAAGGAUGUUGUUGCUCGAGCCAAAGCUAACAAACGUUGUCUUCUUCGGCGUGUCCCGAUAUACGUUACGAAGGAUAUUCCAAAUGGUGCAGACACGUACAAGGAGAUCAUCGAGGCAAACGGAGGUACAUUCGGUAUUUACACUGGCAAGCCUACCAUCAAGAAAGUAAACCCAGAAGAUGACGAAGGUCCUGCUGAGCCUGUCUAUCUGAUCAGCGGUCAGAGACCAGACGAGAAGAAGCUUUGGCCAAAGUUCGUAACUGAGGCGAGAGAGGGUAAUAUGGUCCCUAGAAUCGUGGAUCAGGAGUGGUUGUUGGAUGUUGCUUUGUCGCAGCAACAAAAGUGGAAUGACAGAUACCUGGUUGAGAAGAAGUAG